CUUUUGCUAUUGGCAAAGCAAAUAUCAGGAGGUUCGCACGUGUCAAGCUUGCCGUGUUUUCCGUACAUGUGGAAGUUAUGGGAGGCAUACGCUGCUGCAGCACAGCUAGGACACAAGCGUGUAUUGCAGACGUUUUGUCCAGCCAGUAGCACAUUGCCACCGAUCAAUACAACUUCUGCCAACUGUCGCACUUCAGUUUCCUUGCUAAGUUAUCACCGUUUAUUGCUAAGAGAAUUAUUUUUUAGCUUACGAAAGAGUCUUCUUAGCGAUCUAUGGAACAUUAGACUUUUUGAAUAGAGUUCUGCGUCACCUCACCAAUUGAGAAAGAGGAAGGCACGGCGUUGCAACAGUAAGCCCUAUGGUGCGACUAACCCUAAUAGCAAGAGUACAAGAUGGCUUGCCCUUGGCGGAGGGCCUGGAUAGCGAAAAAGACGCGGAGAUCGACGCGUACAAGUCGCAGGCGAAGAGCCUCUUGAAAAAGUUUUCACAACAGCCUAGCAGCCAAGCGGCUCGGCUGUCCGUGGAGUCGGGCAAAUACACAUUCCACUACCUGAUCGAUGGGGGCGUUUGUUACCUGACGCUCACGGAGAAGGGCUACCCUAAGAAGCUUGCCUUCCAGUACCUCGAGGAGUUGACGAAUGAAUUCAGCCGGUUGUACGGGCAGCAGGUGCACACCGUCAGCCGGCCAUACGCCUUCAUCAAGUUUGACACGUUCAUUCAGAAAACGAAGAAGCUCUACCUGGACACGCGGACUCAGCGCAACCUCUCCAAGCUCAACGACGACCUUGCUGAGGUGCACUCCAUCAUGACGCGCAACAUCCAGGAGGUGCUCGGGCAAGGAGAGAAGCUGGACAGCAUGGCGAAAAUGUCUAGCACGUUAGCGGCGGAGUCAAAACAGUAUGCGUCUCGAGCCAAGGACCUCCACCGGCAGGUGAGCAGCGCGCAAACCAUACAAGGAAAGAUUCCAGGCAAUAGGCCAUGCACCAUAUUAGCAUCACCUGUCGGACUCUCCAACGCCGUUACAACAUAAAGCCAAUGCAAUGUAGGCCUUGAUGCCCUAAUUCCAUGAGGUCGUUCUUGAGGUUCCCUUUCCAGCAGCUAGGCUUAAUCCCUAAAGCUGUUGUCGCACCCUGUAAUACUGUAGCACCCUACCAAAGUCAGUCACUACAAGUUUUUCGUCAACUC
Molecule: messenger RNA, 1185 nt
Organism: Astrephomene gubernaculifera
Lineage: Eukaryota; Viridiplantae; Chlorophyta; Chlorophyceae; Chlamydomonadales; Astrephomenaceae
Source: the annotation of a GenBank genome assembly